AUGUCUUUACGAUCAGGACCCUUGAAUCAUGAGAACUUCUAUAUUUCCUUUCCACAUGAGCGUGUCGUUCAAGUGACCAUCAACAGACCCGAUAAGUUAAAUUGCAUCGACAAGGCUACGAGUCGAGAGAUUGCCAAGAUCUGGGAGCUGUUCGAUGAAGAUGAAAGCUUAUGGGUGGCUAUUAUCACCGGUGUUGGGCGGGCAUUUUGUACAGGAGCCGAUCUAGGAGAAUGGAACGCCAUGAACAAGGCCGGUGUUGUGAAUGACAUGUCUGCCCCGGGACUGGCCGGAUUGCCUCGCCGAACGGGUAAGAAACCGAUUAUUGCGGCCGUUAACGGCAUCUGCAUGGGUGGAGGGUUCGAGAUGGUGGCAAACUGCGAUCUGAUUGUGGCCUCAUCCUCCGCCAUUUUUUCUCUUCCGGAAGUCAAGCGAGGCAUUGUGCCAGUUGCCGGAUGUUUGCCGCGAUUGACCCGUACCAUUGGUCUCCAGCGGACGAUGGAUCUGGUGCUUACCGGCAGGAACGUGAACGCCACCACACUCCACGAAUGGGGCCUGAUCAGUCGAGUGGUGGAUGCGGCCGAUGUGGUCCGUACAGCAGUGGAGGUCGCUGAAACUAUGUGCAAUAAUAGCCCCGAUGCCCUGAUUGUUGGUCGCCUCGGAGUUCGGAUGAGCUGGGAAGCAGGAAGUGUGGAAGACACGGUAUCAGAUCUAGCGGAUCAGUGGUAUCCUCGACUGGUUGGUGGUCCUAACUUCGCCGAGGGAAUCCAGGCGUUUGUGGAGAAGCGGUCUCCGAGGUGGAAAAAUUCGAAGUUGUAA
Messenger RNA from Penicillium salamii, 816 nucleotides. The record is from the annotation of a GenBank genome assembly. NCBI's taxonomy places the organism in Eukaryota, Fungi, Ascomycota, Eurotiomycetes, Eurotiales, Aspergillaceae.